UUAGACUCUACCUACAAGACAACACAUAUACUAAAUGUUUCCUAACCACAAGUAACAAUUAAUUGUACAUUUAUUUUAUUUAAGGGAACACAAACUCUAUUUUUGUAAUAUACUGUAUUAGUAGUGCUUUGUGGAAUUUGUACGUAAAGAAAGGUGCGAAGCCACGCGCGAUAUAACGGACGAGAAGACGACGAAAGUAGGAAAAGAUAGGAAGGUUUCUCGAUAACUGGAAGACCUAAAUACGAAAGAAGAAAAACGGAUACGAAAAAAGAUAAAGAAAUAGUGGAUGAACAGAAAAAAGAUAAAAAUCAAGAAGACAGCAACUGAAACGACGAGGAUAACGAGGGGGGACAAUUCCGACGAAGACGGCAACGAGGUGGAUAAGGACGAUCGUACCGCAACAGUGGCCGCCACUGAGGCUGAAAACGACAGCGAAGUAGGUGAUAAUCUCGCGUAGUCUCUCCGCUCGUUGACUUAGUUCGGUGUAGCUAGCUGAUUUUCUUGAUGUGGUGCGUGUUUUAAUAACGAAUUAUAACGUGGAGAAAAGUGUUCGAUUGAUAGUAAUAGUGAAGUGUAUAAUCGACACACCCUCUUGACACUCAACAUCUAUUUCAUACCGUCAUCGGUUCAACUCUUUACCCUCUUCUUUCCUUAUCUUGUUCUUUUUCGUUCUAUCCUUUAUUACAUUUACGUACCGCGUGUACAUUUGAUCACUGCAGAAAGCCGUACAUACUACGUCUAUCUUUUUCUUUUUCUUUGCUUUUUCUUCGUCAUAACCCUCAACUCGUUUUCUCUUUCUUCUCUCUCUUUUUCUUUCUUUCUCUUUUACUCUCGCUCUCUAGAUUGUCUUAUUAUCUUCUUCUCUUUCUUUCGAGCGAAGUGAUUUAUCGUUUCGCUUGUCGCAUCGAACUUCGUUUGUGUUAAAACUAUACCGACUGACUAACUAUAUCCCUUUACAUCCAUAACCAUACAUACUGUACUUCGUUCUUACCCCCUCCCAACAAACACCCUCGUUUUACGAAGCGUCUCACCCACACCUAUUUGUCCUUUCUUUCUUCCUCUUUUUCUGCCUCCGCUCCACCCCGGUUUAUCGGCCGAUCGGAGUGCAAAUUCGUUCGUGACCGUGCUGUGUGGGUUUUGCAUCUACUAGUGUCGAAAGAUAUAAAAACGGGGGUGACGCCGUACUUUUGGCAACAUCAGACCAGCAACGUACAAAUACGAAUAAGAGAAGAAACACAUAUUACCGUAGUAAUAGGACGGUACGGUAUCGUUUCGAGCAGGCGCCACGAGCGAUAAUAUCACUAACAUGUCCGUGAGAAUGGAAAAUGUAGCCGCGCCGAGGAAGCUCAACUAUAAAAUGAUAGGUACAAACGGUCCAAGACCGACGUAUGUAGGUGCUAACAAUGGAAACGCCGGUGGCGCCGGUGGUGGCGGCGGUGGAGGUGGUGGAGGCGGCGGUAGUGGCGGUAGCGCUACGGGUGGUGGCGUCGGUGUAGGUCCAGCGAGUGGUGGCGGCGGUGGCGGAGGUGGUGGUGGUGGCGGUGGCGGUGGUGGAGGCGGGCACGGAUUGAAGGGGAACACUGGUGGCGGGCCACGAGGCGGGAACCCGGUGCAGUAUCGUGCGAGCGGUGCCGCGGCUUGGGGCGCAGCGCCGCCCUCUCACGCGGCUGCGGCUGCGGCUGCGGCGGCAGCGUAUCCACCGUACACGCGGUAUCCAAGCGCAGCGGCUGCAGCUGCGGCCGGCCAGAUGCCCGUCGGAGCACAGCAACUACCGCCUACGGCGAAUCCUUACGCCACCGCCACCUACGCACAGCACGCGUCGUAUGGUGGACAAAGGGUGCCUACAGCCUCCUCUCCAGCUAAUACUAAUAGUAGUUCUAGCAGUGCUACCGGCAGUCGAAGUGGGACAAUGAGCACAAGUCUUAGCAAUAAUGCUAUACAAGGACAGCAAGCAGAACAGUUGUCAAAAACAAAUUUAUAUAUUCGUGGCCUCAACCAAAACACUACUGACAAGGAUCUCGUUAACAUGUGUUCUCAAUAUGGAACUAUUACGUCUACAAAGGCAAUUUUGGAUAAAAAUACAAAUAAAUGUAAAGGUUAUGGAUUUGUAGACUUUGAAUCACCAGUGGCGGCAGAGGGUGCUGUGAAAGCACUGGUCGCCAAGGGCAUCCAAGCGCAGAUGGCGAAAGUGGGUAUCUGGUUGCUCCCUAGACUGCCCAGUGUACGUUGGUUGUGCAUGCAAAUUGAAGUAAAUUGUCGUAAACAACAGGAGCAAGACCCCACCAAUUUAUAUAUUGCAAAUUUGCCACUGAGCUUCAAAGAAAAUGAUGUUGAAGGUUUACUAGCUCAGUAUGGACAAGUUAUUUCAACGCGCAUAUUGCGCGAUACUGCUGGACAGAGUAAAGGUGUUGGAUUUGCAAGAAUGGAAUCUAAAGAAAAAUGUGAACAGAUAAUUCAGAUGUUUAAUGGAAAAGCAUUACAAGGGGCUAAAGAUCCUUUAUUGGUGAAAUUUGCAGAUGGUGGUAAUAAAAAAAAAUCAUUGUACAAAAGUACAAUAUGGAGAGAAACUGGAGAGAACAUGACUUUGAAUUAUGAUACAAGUGGUGUUGGUCAAAAUGGGGUUGCAGCUACUCAUAUGCUACCCGCAGCUACUUUAACACAAUAUAGUCGUCAUUAUGGUCAAGCUUUACCUGGUUAUAGUGUACCAGGAACGCCUUGGGUGACUCCUUAUUUGGUGCAGACUGCCCCUCCACAUAUGCAACAGGUCGACAUGAUGCCAUCAGCUGAUCCCAGUAACCCACAGUACAGUAUGAUUCCUCAACUUACUACACAAAUGUCUACGUUACAUCUUGGCACUGGUUCCUAUAUAGCAGCAAGCCCACAUCCCUAUCCUUAUACUUAUCCUCCUAGCAUUAUUCAUACCAUGCCAUUGGGUGAUUCUGAACAAACAAGCAAUGCGGCAUCUCCUGAUGAUUCUUACCAACAAUAUCAAGCUCAGCAGCCCAAGUAGGCUAUGGUUUUUAGAUAUGAUUACAUCGAGGGGUAUGUAAGUUAGGACAGCCACACCUGUUGAUACGAAGGAUUAUAUUAAUGAAGAAUAGAUGAGACUAAAUACAUUACAUAAAGUCAGAUAAGAUUCUUCCUCAUGAUAAUUGACUUGCCAGCCAUCUUUUAUACAUUUUAUCCAUCAGAUAAAUAGGUGAAAGUAGUUAAUAUUUUCCAACGAUUAGAGAAUGAAUGUUGUCAUAAGAAAGGGGUACGAGUGCUCGUGUCAUCUACAUUGUUCGGCACCAGCACGGCUCCAUACGCUGUAAUGCCAACACAUCAUUACGACAGUGACAAAACUGAUAUUCUGCGACGAACAGUUUAGUGUCAAGCUAAUAGGCUUCCAGGAUUAACUUUAGGUAUUACAUUUAUUAAGGAGAUGAUAAGUUGAAGCUGAACGCUUGAGAGUGUGAAUAAAAUAUUUUAACAAAAACUGUAAACUAUAAAAGAAACGCUGCUCAGAAAUACAAAGGAGAAUUCUUCCCAAGAAAUAAUAAUAAUAAUAAUAUAAAGAGAAAAAAAGCACUUCCAAAUGCUAGAGUUGAUAAAGAAAAAUAAAAUUCAGAUUCAGUUACUUAUAAAUCAGUACCUACUGGACUUUCGUGCCAGCUGGCUGGCCGGUGGCUGCGCUGCGAAGAGAAGAAGCUAUGGAUUAAUAUCUCUUUUUCGAAUAAUGAAAAAAAGAGCUCUUUCUUAACAGCACACACCACCCCAUCCACUAACUGCACCCUCAUCAGAUUAUUUCUUUUUGUUUUCUUCUGUUUCGUUCAGACAUUCCAAGCCAGGCACAUAUUGUAUGUAUGUAUUGCCAUGCGGAGAUUUUUAUCUACUUUUACAAGUACAGUUUUCGCGUUCUCUUUUAAUCACGAAUGAAUAUAUUUUAUGGACGAAAAAGAAAUGAAGAUUUUAAGAGAGAAAAAGAAAAAAUAAAGCUUUAUUUCUAAAAGAAAAAAAACUUCAGGAUAUAUGUAAUUAUUGUAACAAGAAGGAAAGGAACAUAGUACUUUUUAGAAGAUUUAUAUUUAUGAGUACAGUUACUACGAAUCGAUAUCAGUUUUAAUUGUACAGUGAAUACAGAUAUUUUUUUUAGAAUUGUGCCUUUUCAGACAAAUCCGCUAGACAGGGAUAUGCUGAAAAAUAUUAUAAUAUAUUUUUACGUCGGUAUGUAAAUGCGAAACUUGAGCCAAAUUUUGAUCUUCUAGUUAAGAGAAUAUAAUUGUUUUUACGUUGUAGCCAGUUGAAUAUCACUACGUUUGUUUUUUGGUUACAAAUUCGAAUAGAUUUUGUAUGUGUAUAGUUGCCACUAAUGGGAUUGAUGGACCGGAAACAUCUAUACGGUCUGUAUGAAGUCUAGGAAGAAAAAAAAUGAAAUCAAAUGGCGGAUCAUUGUAAACCGAGAAUAAUUUCCACCGCCUGAAAGAAAAUGAAAGAAAGAAACAGAGUAGGCUUGUUACAACGGAAUAUGAUAGGUAGAGUAUAAAUUAAUUUAUUAUAUCGAACGAACGAAUAAAAUCGUGUUACAAAUGAAAACGAAAAAGAUAAUGGGAUUGGAGCUGAACGAUAGGCGAGAGGAUUGAACGCGAGGAAACAAAAAGAAACGAAAUAAAAAUAUCGAGGAUUUUCUAUCUAUGUGAUAUCUCGAAAAAGAGAGAAAGAGAGAGAGAAAAGAUUAGAAAAAGAAAAAAACACCCUUCUCUCCUGCGUUCCUCUAAGCCCGUUUUUACAUCCGGUACAGUUUUCACGUUGUCUGACUUAGAUCGAGUCGAGGAACGAUUAGCAGAAAGCUUUCUACCAAAUAUUGCGAGCUAUGGGCUCGAAGUGGCGGGCAGGUAGUUAGAUAGAGUUAGAGGCGAUCGUAGCUAUUAUUAUAAUAUUACAAUAAUAUGCUGUAUUAUUAUAAUUAAUGAUUACUAUUAUUGACGUCAUCUAAAGUAUGAAAGAUUUUUACACUGUUGAGACUUGAAGUAAAUAAUAUAUUUAGUUUAUUUUGGUACAUCACGAUUUGAUGACAAGAGAUAAAAGAUGAAAAAAAUGGUAUGAGCUAUUUUUUAAGAGACCGAUUAUUACUCGAUUUGAGUCCAUGCAUUAAGAGAGAAAAAAAGAAUAAGAGAGCGAGAGAACGAAAGAAAAGCGAAAGGGAAAACCUAUUUGCGAGUGUGUAAUUGUUUGCACAAGCGAUUGUCACCACGACUGACAACAAAAAUCACAUGUGAUUAAAUAGUGAAUUUUGAAAAAUUUUACUAAUAGACUUGUACUAAAUAACUAAUUAUUAUUGUGACGACCAAAACAAAAAAGAGCAGCAUUUUUAUAGUGCUGACCGAGCGGAAGAACGAUGGUUCGGCCGACAAAAAAAAUGCCAGCUCCCGCAGAUACGGAGCCGCACUGGAGAGCGGGCAGAGAGGAGAAAAAGAGAGUGAAGAAAGUCAUGGAUGUAAGAAGCAGAGUGAAAGAAAUUUGAAAGAAUGAAUGAAAGUGCGUGAACGAAGGAUAAAAAGAAAAUGUGUGUGAAAAGGAAAAAAAAAGUUGAAUGAGAGAAAAAAAAUAGAACGUGAGAUAAGAGAGAAAGUAAAAUGAGUGAAAAUGAAAGAAAAGAAUGAAUGCAUCGUAACCUAUUGUAUAGAAUAUGCGAAAAAAGAGGACACUGCGAGAUGUUGUGUAGUUAGUGUUGAUUAUGAGUAUAGGUUAGGUACCAUUUUGGAUAGGAAGUAAUCGAUAAGUAAUUAAGUUAGAUAGAUAGUUAGCUGAUAGUUAGGUUAUAUAUACAACUGCCUCUCCUUGUUGAAAAAAACAAAAAAAAAAAAAAAAAAAAGGAAAAACGCAUCAGGUGAGGCACCGUUCAGCCUAUGCACCUCGCACCCGUCAAGACUGACUGGCUAUUCAUAUUAAUAAUAAAUAUAUAUUAUUCUACAACAUAUUAUCUACUGUAAUAUAAAUAGUAAGGACUGCUUGCUGCGCACCGCGGGUCGGGUGCUUGGGCUGGCCGGGCGUGGUUUACGAAAAGAAAAUCAAUUUCUUUUUGGAACACAAGUUUCCAAGCAACGCUGCUUUCCGUAAGCUUUCUCUAGAAUUUCUAGCGUAGUCUCUUUUUAGAUUAGAUUCACAACUAGUAGUCGUAGGCUGAUGUAGAAAGAUGAGAAUAAAAAGGAAAAAAACUAGGGUGUUUUUAAGUAACGAAACAAAAAAAAAAAAAUAAUGUAAUAUUAGUCGAACGUCGGCUUAAGC
Molecule: messenger RNA, 6267 nt
Organism: Apis florea (little honeybee)
Lineage: Eukaryota; Metazoa; Arthropoda; Insecta; Hymenoptera; Apidae
Gene: shep
Product: RNA binding motif single stranded interacting protein alan shepard
Cellular component (GO): ribonucleoprotein complex
Molecular function (GO): RNA binding
Source: RefSeq, a predicted model, not a curated record